Molecule: messenger RNA, 5311 nt
Organism: Gadus macrocephalus (Pacific cod)
Lineage: Eukaryota; Metazoa; Chordata; Actinopteri; Gadiformes; Gadidae
Product: mitogen-activated protein kinase kinase kinase 5
Exons: 29
Coding region: 311-4270 (1319 amino acids)
Biological process (GO): cellular response to stress; MAPK cascade; protein phosphorylation
Molecular function (GO): MAP kinase kinase kinase activity; ATP binding
Source: RefSeq, a predicted model, not a curated record
GGUUGAACUGAACGUUGAUGAACUUCUUCUCAUUCUGUGCUAAAGCGGAUCAGGGGAACAUGCCUCUCAUGCUCCACUGGUUGUCCUGUUGGUUAGGUUGAGGUGUAGUUCCUCUCCUCGGCAGCAGGGGGGGGUACUAGAGCAGCUUUCCUACAGUGUUCAGUGAACUCCCUGAAAGUAACCAGAGAACAGGGCGUGUCUGGAGGAGCUGAGUCCUGUCACCUCGGCUCACCUGGCACGGCUCUGCUCACGGCGGUCUAAACUAAGAGUUUAAUGUCGUCUGGACGGCUCGUUUGAGCUGAUCGGGAACAUGUACACGUCCGGCAGGCGGAUGAGCCUCCACGAGGUGAAGAGGAAGGACCCUGUGUGGGUUUCGGCCGGAGGUCUGUGUCAGGACGCCCCGGGGUUCAGCAAGGCGCCCCCGUCCCCACGGGGUCCCAGCCGGGCUCUGUCAGUGGCCUAUAUCCUGAUCCAGGACGCAUCGCUGCCGCAGACCGAGGAGAACCUGUCCCUCAAGUGUCUGAAGGAAGCCUGCGCUGACGUCCACGCCGUGUUCAAGACCAUCUCCUUCGAGAGGAUCUCUCUGGGCACCACCGACAUCCUGGAUAGUUUCUACAACGCAGACGUGGCGGUGGUUGAGAUGAGCGACACCUUCUGCCAGCCGUCCCUGUUCUACCACCUCGGCGUGCGGGAGAGCUUCAGCAUGACCAACAACGUCAUCCUGUACUGUUAUAAAUCCAAAAGCAAAAGCGACGUCCACGCUAUCAAGGAGCAGUGUGGGUCCUACACCUUCAUCCCCUACGUGGUGUCUCCGGGGGGCCGGGUGCUGGCCUGUGACGUGGGCCUGAUGAGGGGUCUGGAGGAGCUCAUCAGCCUCACCAUGGAGCCGCUGCUGACCCCCCUGGUGGAGCGGCUGGUCUCCCUGCUGGAGGGGCUCAACGUCCAGACCAGUGAGUACUUCCGGGAGUCGGUGCGUCUGGAGAUCCGGACGGCCCGGGAGCGGUUCACCGGGGCUCAGCUGAGCCAGGAGCUGUCCCGGAUCCAGAACCGUCUGGACACCGUGGACCUGCUGACGCCCGACAUCAUCAUCAACCUGCUGCUGUCCUACCGCGACGUCCAGGACUACGAUGCGAUCAUCAAGCUGGUUGAAACUCUCACGACCCUGCCCAUGAGCAAGGUGGCAGCCAACGACAACAUCAAGUUCCACUACGUCUUCGCUCUCAACAGGAGGAACGGGCCAGGGGACCGCGCCCGGGCCCUGAGCGUGAUCCUGCCCAUGGUGGGCUCGGAGGACCGCGCGGCGUCCGACGCCUACUGCAUGUGUGGCCGCAUCUACAAGGACGCCUUCAUCAGCUCCGGCUUCAGCGACCACAGCAGCCGAGAUCAGGCCUGCUACUGGUACGGGAAGGCCUUUGAGGUGGAGCCCAGCCUCCACUCUGGGAUCCAUAACGUGGUUCUCCUGAUGGCAGCCGGCCACGAGUUCGACACGUCCAUCGAACUCCGCAAGAUAGGUGUGACCCUGAGCAGCCUGUUGGGGAGGAAGGGCAGCCUGGAGAAAAUGCAGGACUAUUGGGACGUGGGUCUGUAUCUGGGCGCCAGCAUCCUGGCCAACGACCACAAGAAGGUGAUCGAGGCCUCGGAAAAACUCUACCGCCUCGACGCUCCCAUCUGGUACGUGGGCUCCAUCAUGGAGACCUACAUCAUCUACAGACAGUUCGCCAAGCCGCCACAACUCCGCUCCCCUAAGCAGGACACGGUCAACUUCUGGAUGGAGCUCCACCUCCAAGCCUGCAAACCCACUGUCUCCACGGACCGCUGCCCGGUCCUCAUCCUGGAGCCCACCAAGGUGCUGCAGCCGGCGGUGGUCAGCGUGAGCGAGGAGGACCAGAGCAGAACCCUCCAGCUCCAGCAUGUCACCCCGCUGGAGAAAGGUCUCCACCGCUGGUCCUUCCCUGCCUCCUCCAUCAGAGUCGUCAGCGUCUCUAAGAACGAUGAGCGCAGCUGCUUCCUGUUCGUCCACCACAACUCUGACGACUUCCAGCUCUGCUUCCCCACGCCGCUGCACUGCAAAGGGUUCUGUGAGCUGGUCAACUCUCUGCUGCAGUCCGCCCUGCCUCCAGCCCCGGACCAGGACCGCCUCACGGGAGAGGUCCUGGAGUACAUGUAUGAGACCACUGCGGAGGGGGAGAAGGUGGUCCUGGGGAAGGGGACCUACGGGGUGGUCUACGCAGGCCGGGACCUCAGUAACCAGGUCCGGAUCGCCAUCAAGGAGAUCCCAGAGAAGGACAGCUCGUACUCCCAGCCCCUCCAUGAGGAGAUCUCUCUCCACCGCCGUCUGAAGCACCGGAACAUCGUGCAGUACCUCGGCUCCGUCAGCGAGGCCGGCUUCAUCAAGAUCUUCAUGGAGGAGGUUCCUGGAGGCAGCCUCUCCUCCCUCCUGCGCUCUAAGUGGGGUCCUCUGAAGGACAACGAGGCCACCGUCGUCUUCUACACCAAACAGAUCCUGCAGGGCCUCCUCUAUCUCCAUGACAACCAGAUCGUCCACCGAGACAUCAAGGGAGACAAUGUGCUGAUCAACACCUACAGCGGGAUCCUGAAGAUCUCCGACUUCGGGACGUCCAAGCGCCUGGCGGGCAUCAACCCCUGCACCGAGACCUUCACCGGGACCCUGCAGUACAUGGCUCCUGAGAUCAUCGACCAGGGCCCGCGGGGCUACGGCAAGCCGGCGGACAUCUGGUCCCUGGGCUGCACCAUCAUAGAGAUGGCCACCGGGAAGCCCCCCUUCCACGAGCUGGGGAGCCCCCAGGCCGCCAUGUUCAAGGUGGGGAUGUUUAAGAUCCACCCGCGGGUCCCAGAGAGCAUGUCCUCCCAGGCGAAGACCUUCAUCAUGGGCUGCUUCGAGCCCGACCCCCACCACCGCGCCACCGCCAAGCUCCUCCUCCGGGACCUCUUCCUCGUCUCCUCCAGGAGGCGCGCCGGCCCGCCCCACGAGCAGGAGCCCAGGGAGGCCCCCUCAGACCUCCAUCGCAGCCUCUCCGUCCCGGUCGCGGUGUACGUGGAGGACACCGACUCAGUGGACUCUCUGGACCUCAGCCUCUCGCUGGACCUCCGGCGCCACAGCCCCGCCCCCGGCGGCGAGGACACGCCCCCCUCCGGCAGCUUCCUGCUCGCCCCUGGCUCCGCCCCCCUGGCGCCCGGCUCUCCGGCGGCGGCGGGCGAGAGCCCCGGUCUCUUCCUGCUGCGUAAGGACAGCGAGCGUCGUGCCACGCUGAACCGCGUGCUGAGCGACCACAUCGGGCCCGUGGUCGCACACGUCCAGGACGCCCUGCCCACGCUUGGUGGGGGGUCUGUGCUGACGGCGGAUCACAUCCUGCACCUGAUUGGCUGCCUGCGGGACCACAUCCGCUCCCCCGACCGGAGGGUCCUGACCUGCAGUCUGCUGGAGCUGCGAGCCGCGCUGCUGGCCGCCGCAGUACCGGCCAGCAGCCUGCAGGCGGCGCUGUUCAGCUUCCAGGACGCCGUGAAGAAGGUUCUCCGCCAGCAGCAGGUCAAACCUCACUGGAUGUUUGCUCUUGACAACCUGCUGAGACAGGCCGUUCAGGAGGCCAUCACCGUGCUGCUGCCAGAGCUGAAGCUCCAGCUGCAGUCGUCCUUUGAGGGUGAGGAGGCGGGCUCUCCCCCAGAGCAUCUCGGCAUUCCCGCCUCCGGCCCGGAGGCGGAGCAGGACGCCGCCUGCCAACCCCCGGAGACGGGGGACCCGGACGGUCACCAUGACGACAGCAGUGGUCACCAUGAUGACCACCUCCCCUCCUGUCCGCUGAGCCUCCAGCUGGCCGAGCUUCGGCAGGAGACACAGAGGCUCCUGAACCAGCUGACGGAGAAGGAGACGGAGUACCAGGACCUCCUCAGAACCUCGGUCCAGAGGAAGCACCAGGAGAUACAGGUCCUGAAGACCUGCUCCACCUCCACCAGCGACGCCUCCUCCUUCUCCACAGACGGCCCGCUGGCUCCUCAGGUGGACUGUCCUGCUCCUGAGGACCAGGCCCUGGUCCGCUGGCUCAGAGCGGUCCCUGUAGACCAGGACACGGUCCACAAGCUGCUCCACCAUCACUUCUCCCUGGACUGUCUGCUGGAGGACUCCUGCAGAGACGACCUGGUGUACUGCGGCAUAAGGGGCGGGAUGCUGUGCCGCGUCUGGGCGGCGGUCACGACGGCCAGGAACGCCGGUCUGAGCACCAUCAGCGAGGAGAGCAGGAGGGCAGUGUGCUGAGGAGCCAGGGGGAGGAGCCAUUAGAGCCACGCCCACAGCGACAGCAGCAGCUGUGGUGAACAGGGGGAUUACGACGGCUGCUUCUGACUGGUGUUGGGAGGUCAGGACGGUCCCUCCCCUCGGGGGGCCCUGGCUGAGAGAGCAGUGCAUUGUGGUCCUUUAGUCUGGUAGCUCUGGGCUCAGCUUCUGACGGGGGUUGGGAGGUCAGGACGGUCCCUCCCCUCGGGGGGCCCUGGCUGAGAGAGCAGUGCAUUGUGGUCCUUUAGUCUGGUAGCUCUGGGCUCAGCUUCUGACUGGUGUUGGGAGGUCAGGACGGUCCCUCCCCUCGGGGGGCCCUGGCUGAGAGAGCAGUGCAUUGUGGUCCUUUAGUCUGGUAGCUCUGGGCUCAGCUUAUUGAGAACAUGGAGAGCAGGAGAAGCUUUAUACUUCAGAUGUCAUAUAUUUCAAACUGAGAGGUUGUUUUCUAUGAGGUUAUGGUUAUUUUUCUGUCAAUAGGUGACCUUUUGGUUUCUAUUCCUCAGGGUAUGGGUUUCAAAAUUGACUUUCAAACUGUUUUUAUUCUGUCUGCCUGAAAGAUAUAUUUGGUUGCAGUUCUGUAGGGCAGGAGCUUUGUAAUUAAUUAUUAUUUCUUAACAUGUGAUUGUUAUUGCAGGUUUUAAAGACAACAUCUUCUGUUUUGCCAAAGGUUACAUUUAUUUGUCACACCAAACCAUGGAUGUCCAGAGAGAAGGGAUCCACCAUACUUAGAGACUUAGAGCAGAAGGGAUCCACCAGACUUAGAGCAGAAGGGAUCCAGCAGACGUAGAGGAGAAGGGAUCCACCAGACUUAGAGACUUAGAGCAGAAGGGAUCCACCAGACUUAGAGGAGAGAGUGAUCCCUCUGCUGCCCCUGACUGACAGCUGUCUGCUGGUUACCAUGGGGACACGUUUAGGUACAGAGUUUUAUGACGGUCUUCGAUCUACUGGUGGUCAGAGGUUUUCUACGUCUCGACGUCUUUAGGAAUCAAAGCAUGUUGUCAAAUAAAGAAUUUUACUGAAACU